Messenger RNA from Harpegnathos saltator (Jerdon's jumping ant), 1034 nucleotides. RefSeq names its product thiamin pyrophosphokinase 1. NCBI's taxonomy places the organism in Eukaryota, Metazoa, Arthropoda, Insecta, Hymenoptera, Formicidae. The transcript has 5 exons. Gene Ontology annotation, molecular function: thiamine diphosphokinase activity; ATP binding. Bases 27 to 857 code for a protein of 276 amino acids. The record is from RefSeq and is a predicted model, not a curated record. Gene Ontology annotation, biological process: thiamine diphosphate biosynthetic process.
UACGUGGUGUUACUUAGAAUUGCAUAAUGGAAGGAGAAACAAUUGAGAGUCCUCCGCAACUCUGGUUCCCGACGGAGCUGUUUAAUCCUUUUUAUCGCAACUACGCGGUCCUUAUAACGUACCAGGAUAUACCAUGGACUCAUCAAUAUAUACUUCCAAUUUGGGAGAAAGCGUUACUGACCGUUACUAUAAAUGAUGGGACGAAGAAAUGGGUGCAGUAUCUCGAAGACGAAGGGAUAGAUGUAUUCAGCAGCGAAAAUAAUAAAUACGUCCCUCAAAUUAUCAUUACGAACACGAGAAAUAGAGUUGAUGAAAUUAGAUUAGAGUUUGAAGAGGAGAAUCUGAUCGAGAAGCUAGCAAAACUAGGCUCUUUUGUAAUUUAUAUGCCUAAUCAGGAUUCCAUGAGUUUCGUUACAGUCAUAGACGAAAUCAGACAAAAUAAUAAAUUCAGCAGUAUGAUGUUGAAAGAAAUUUAUAUUUUUGGUGAUCCGGCGGAUACUAACGAUCAUGGGCGCAUUACCGAAACAUUAGUUAAAUGCAACGAUAUCAUGGAACAGGUUAUAAUAAUUACAAGAAAACAUUAUGUCUGGUUGUUAAGUCCUGGUUCGCACAAGAUAUAUAUACCAUACUAUCUGAUUUCUCAAGACUGCGAGUGCGUGUUGUCAGUAAUCACCAAUCCGACCGGUCACGUUACAAUAAAUGGUCUGCAGGAUGAGUUAGAUCCAUCCGAUGACUUAUUAAUGACAACGAUCACAAAAUGCGAAGUUAAAAUAUGCACGGAGACGCCGAUGGUGUUCCAUUUAGUCAUCUCCCCUGAUAUAGUGAACAUGUCUCUAUACGAAGAAGUAGACAGAUAAAGAUAUUCUUGUGGAAAACAGUUCCGGCAAAGGAGAAGCGUCCAUUGUGGGUAAGACGGAACUGAACGGGGGGAGGUUUUAGUGGGUAGGCAGAAUUAUUCCUGGAGUCCCACACUCCCCGGGUGGACGGCCGCUCGGGGGUGCGUAACUGCAUUUCCUCCUCCCUCGUAAAAAAAA